GUUUGACCUCGUGGUGGGGAGAGAGAGAGAGAGAGAGAGAAACUGGAUUAAACUGUACCAACAGCAGCAGCAGCAGCAGCAGGAGGAGGAGUGUGAACCACACACAACCUGGCUGCAACUGUACACACUGUGCCUUGUGCAAAAGAAAGCCCCACGUAAACGUGCUGCUAUAUGCAUUUAUACCAAAGAAAGAUUAGGUUAGGUUGACUCGCAGUUGUUGUUGACCUCGUCUGACAGAGACAAGCCGAGACGACAGCUGCUGUUGCAGUGAAAGUCAAUCGGGAGAGGUAUGCGUAACGGCAAACCUUUCCAUCAUGGCGGGCGAUAUGAUAUUAGUGAUGCGCGGCUUGGCUAAAUUGAGCCAGGCUGUUGUAGAGACUCAGAGCAGCACCCUGCGCAGUGGAGCAGGUGUUGCUGCUGCUGUCCAGAGUGUCCAAUCAGCUGCUGAGCAGAGCCUCUCAGCUGCUAUGAUGAAAAUGCAGGUGUGUGUAGAUGAGAUGACUGGCCAACAGCAGACCUCUUCAACGGAGUCAGAAUUUGACUUUCCUCAGGAUGACAGUGCAUUCGCAGAGUUCAAGGACGAAGGUGUGGACUUUACAGUGGCUCACCAAGGAAUGAGUGAAGACAUCGCAGCAGCAGGAGAGAGCCAUGUCAGGGGCAAACAGUCGUUGUUCGAUGGAUACAAAGAUCCCAGCAAACAGUUUAGCGGACACACCAGAUCUUACCACCAAGACAUCAGACAUUUCUACAGCCACGGUCUAAAUAGACAUGUGUGGGGACAGCUAUACCGCCAGCAUCAGCUCAGGAGCUACCAUCAGGACCCGUCCACAGUUGGAGGGCUGACGGCCGAAGACAUCGAGAAAGCAAGACAGGGCAAGAAGGUGGAGAUCAAAUCACACAAACAAAUGUUGAGUGAGAGAGCCAGAGAGAGGAAAGUGCCAGUGUCUCGGCUCAGCAGACUGGCCAACUUUGGAGGCCUAGCUGUAGGUCUGGGGAUUGGAGCACUUGCAGAAGUUGCCAAGAAGGGCAUGAGACAAAAUACCGAAGGUGAUAAGAAACGUGUCCUGGACUCCAGCCCCUUCCUGUCAGAGGCCAACGCUGAGCGCAUCGUCAGAACCCUGUGUAAAGUCAGAGGAGCUGCGUUGAAAGUGGGACAGAUGCUCAGUAUUCAAGAUGAUGCAUUCAUCAACCCCCAACUCGCCAAGAUCUUUGACCGUGUCAGGCAGAGCGCUGACUUCAUGCCAAUCAAGCAAAUGACAAAAGCACUAAACGGCGACCUUGGUCCUAACUGGCGAGACAAGCUGGAAUCGUUUGAGGAGCGUCCGUUCGCUGCGGCGUCGAUCGGACAAGUUCACCUGGCCCGGAUGAAGGACGGCAGGGAGGUGGCCAUGAAAAUACAGUACCCCGGUGUGGCUCAGAGUAUCAACAGUGACGUCAACAACCUGAUGACGGUGCUGAAUAUUAGCAAUGCCCUGCCUGAAGGUCUGUUUCCAGAGCACCUGAUAGACGUGAUGAGAAGAGAGCUAGCAUUAGAGUGCGAUUAUAUAAGAGAAGCCCAGUGUGCAAAGAAAUUCAGAGAGUUUCUAAAGGACCAACCGUUCUUCUAUGUACCAGAGGUGAUAGAUGAGCUGAGCAGCGCCCACGUCCUGACCACAGAGCUGGUCCCCGGGUUCCCCCUGGACCAGGCUGACGGCCUCACACAGGACCUGAAGAACGAGAUCUGUGAGAACAUCUUGAAGUUGUGCCUUAGAGAGCUGUUUGAGUUCAGGUACAUGCAGACGGACCCCAACUGGUCCAACUUCUUCUAUGAUCCGCAGACACACAGGGUGGCACUGUUGGACUUUGGAGCCACAAGAGGAUUUGACAAGAGUUUCACAGACCCCUACAUAGAGGUAAUCCGUUCAGCUGCCGAGGGCGACAGAGAAGGAGUAGCGAAGAAAUCUAUUGAAAUGAAAUUCCUGACCGGGUAUGAAUCCAAGGCGAUGAUAAACGCCCAUGUGGAUGCGGUGAUGAUCCUCGGCGAGGCCUUUAACUCCACAGACACGUUUGAAUUUGGCGCCCAGUCCACCACGGAGAGAAUCCACAACCUGAUCCCUGUGAUGCUCAAACACCGGCUCACCCCUCCUCCAGAGGAGACGUACUCCCUGCACCGCAAGAUGGGCGGCUCCUUCCUCAUCUGCGCACGGCUGAACGCCAAACUGAACUGUAAGGACAUGUUCCAAAAUACGUAUGCAAAGUACUGGGAAGGCCGCACACCCCCUGCUCGCUAAACCAAACACAAGUGUGAGGUGAUGUGAUGGAUCCCGGGGCCAAGGAGUCGAAGGUGAGGUUGUGGUGUUAAGACGCACAACUGCAGAGCGGAGGCCAUGUUUCCUGCCAUUAACUGGUCAUCGAGCACCAACUUAUAUUCCCCAUUAAGGGCCACCCACUACAAUGAGUUUCUGAAAGGCAUUUAAACCUAAUAACAGCCAUAAUGUCUUUUGUGAAACAGACUGAAAAGGGACAUAAACAAAAAGCCUUGUAUGUCCAGGUAAAAAAUGAAUGUAAAAAGGUUUGAAAUGAAUCUCUCCUCAGAUGAUUUGUGCUUUUUGUUUUGCAUUGCUGUGUUUUGUUUAACUUUUGGAAAAUUCACACCAACUGUUGAGUUUUGCCAUAAAUGAAAUGUCAUGGAUGAAAAACCGAAAGAUUGUACUAAGAAAUUCAACUCUUUAUGUAAUUUAUGGUCAGUAUGAGGCACAGUGUAGGCGAGGACCAACGUAUUUGGGAAGUUUUAUUAGAUUUCUUGAUGGCACUUAUAUUGCUUGGUCUACAUUUAGACGGCUAUAUAAAAGCAGCAGUCUUGAUGAGAACAAAAUGGAUAGUAACUUUUUCCAAGCAUUUAAGUUCAGGUUGAUUAUUUAUGUGGUCGUAAAAAUGACCAACUGGAAUUUGUCGGCAUUUACACAUACUGUAAGAGGCUGACUUGAAACUAAUAUAAGUACAUUUUCUGUAUCAGUGUAGCCAUCCAAAUUCCAGUUGCUGUUUGUUGAUAACUAACACAAUGUUAGCAUUAUGGAAUUUAGAUUCUGUUAUACAUUAUUCAUUUUUAUUUUAGUGCUGUACCAAAGCAGGAUUUAUCUCUGUUCAAUUGUAUGUCAAAUGAAACCACAUGGAUCUAUGUUUCUCACUGUAAGAAGUCUGAGCAUGAAAACCUGUGUUUAGUCAUGAAUGGUAAUAUCCUGGAUGAAUACGCUCAUCACGAUAUUAUACAGUCUAUCAGACAUGCUAAGUAGGCUCACCUUUCUUCCACAAGACUUACAUUUUUCCACUCCUUCUCAGGUGUGAAAUCCUCCGUUCCUGGCCUGUGUACAACUGUCAAACUUCUCCCUGCUGUGCUGUUUGAAUACAGUUAUAAUGUUGUAAAAAAUGAAAAAAAAUGUGCCUGUAGUUCCCAGUGGAAUGCUUUUAGCUUUAUAAUACAUAUCAAGACUUGUGAUAAGAUGGUUUAUAUUUCUAAUCAAACUGAAAUUGUGAUAAACAUAUUGUAUGGAUA
This is a messenger RNA of Gymnodraco acuticeps, 3532 nucleotides long. RefSeq names its product coenzyme Q8A, genome duplicate a (gene coq8aa). NCBI's taxonomy places the organism in Eukaryota, Metazoa, Chordata, Actinopteri, Perciformes, Bathydraconidae. The coding region runs from base 315 to 2270 and encodes 651 amino acids. The transcript has 18 exons. The record is from RefSeq and is a predicted model, not a curated record. Gene Ontology annotation, molecular function: kinase activity. Gene Ontology annotation, cellular component: extrinsic component of mitochondrial inner membrane. Gene Ontology annotation, biological process: ubiquinone biosynthetic process.